This is a messenger RNA of Lingula anatina, 1284 nucleotides long. Its product is annotated as stromal cell-derived factor 2-like. The record is from RefSeq and is a predicted model, not a curated record. Lineage: Eukaryota; Metazoa; Brachiopoda; Lingulata; Lingulida; Lingulidae.
UCCAGUAGGGAGGCUUGAAAAUGUAUCAUGCUUAACCUUACGUGUCAACAUGUCAACCGGCUUUAGGAAGCUCGCAAAUUUCUGGAUUGUAUCCGUCCUGUUGUGCAUUUUACUAUAUACCAUUGAUGCUGCAAAAUUUGACUAUGAAUUUGUGACAUGUGGUUCAGUGUUGAAGCUUCUUAAUACAAGAGCAAGUGUGAGGCUGCAUUCUCAUGAUGUAAAAUAUGGGUCUGGAAGUGGACAACAGUCCGUGACUGCAGUGGACAGUUCAGAUGAUCACAACAGUUACUGGCAAGUUCAGCCUAAGAUGGGUGGGCAGUGUACUAGAGGAAAUCCAGUAAAAUGCGGUCAGACCAUCAGACUGCAACACGUCACAACACAAAAGAAUCUGCAUAGUCACCAUUUCCAGUCUCCUUUGUCUAGAAACCAGGAAGUCAGUGCAUUUGGGGAUGGAGGAGAGGGUGACGAAGGUGACCACUGGGCAGUGACGUGUAGUGGGAAGUAUUGGUCCAGAACUGAACCUGUACGGCUAAAACAUGUUGUAACAGAACAUUAUUUACACGUCUCCGGGGACACAUUUGGUCGGCCCAUCCACGGCCAGCGUGAGGUCAGCGCCUACCAUUCCCCCUCAGACGCCAACCUGUGGCAGGCCAUGGAGGGCAUCUUUGUGAAACCAAACUCUGGAUCAAGUAGGGACUCUGCUAGUAAUAUUGAACAUGACGAGUUUUGAUUGGACGAUAGGAUCGGCUGCUAGAAUAAAUCUUAGGUUAUAUUAUAUAAAAAUCUGUGGACUGAUUUUGUAUGUGAGGAUGAUAACGAUCAUGUUAAAAGUUUGGAGGGGGAAAGAAUUUUGGAAAGAGAGGACAGCAUUGACUGCUACCAAAGACUAUGGAUUAAGAAAUUCUUUAAUGAUAUUUAUGAAGAAUUCAGGGAGAGUAAAGAAAACUACUUUACUGCCUUACUGAAUGGGUUUUAUGUAACAGUUACUGUCUUUUUUUUUCUUUGUUUAUCUUUAUGUGUUGUGGGAAGUAUACAGUUGCAAGUUUUGAUAAUGUUCUGAAUGCACAUUUAUGUUCCUCCUAUAGUUCUAUUUCUUCUUCUGGAGUGACCGAUAUGGACUGAAAUAAUAGACACACGUUUCACGGAUUGGACCAUCAGUCGUCAGUAAAUGAAUCAAGUGUAAAUAUUAUGUGCUUUAUUUACAUGGAGUCUUCUGCUGUAUUGCAGGUAAUUUUUUACGUGACAGCUUGCUCUUGUGUGUUUUACAAAGACUAUAUAAAUCUC